ACGUGCUAGCGUCAGCACCUUGAAUAAGGUAGCCGUUGCUGAUCCUGUUGGUGCCGACUGCUUUUUGUUCACGAGAUGAAGGACGCGACAUGGAGCACGAGAGCGGCCUGUGUCCAUCAUCGACAAGCGAAACGACACAAGCACGCGGGCUGGCCGAGUGCCGUUGACGCCAGCAGCAGAGGACGACGACAUGCCAAGAUGCAGCAGCCUCGAGGCUAAUUAUCCCCACGCCUGGCCUAGCUCGCCUCAAGUGGUAACAAUCAAUCCUCAGCGCGCUGCCCCACAUCUACAACGAUGGCGCCAGCCAGAUUCACACGACAGCAAAGCCCUCGGCGCCCAUUCCCAUCAACCACGUCCCUUUGGCCCCAAUUGCUCCCUGAGCCAUGUCGAUACAAGCUAGCGAGUCCCUCCAUCAUCUCUUCGGCGGCACCUGCUCGUGGGAUUUCGACUCAUGGCAUGCCUCUGACGACCGCGUCCGCGGCGGCAAGAGCCAGAGCCACCUCGAAGCCGCGUCGCCGUCGGCGAGCGGCGCCACGCACCAGAACGCCCGCUUCUUUGGCGACCUGGACAUCACGGCUCUCGGCGGCGCGGGCUUCGCAUCCCAGCGCACGGCCGACUCCAAGUCCUGGGACCUUUCGCCGUACUCUGGCCUGUCCAUCAAGAUCGUCAACGGGGAUGGCAAGAAGUACACGCUGAUUCUCAAGGACGAGAUCCUCCCCAAGAGACCGGAUGGUAGGGAGCAGAGCACCAUCAGCUGGGAGUACGACUUCGUCGGUGAGCAGAGCGAGCUGCGUAUCUCAUGGGCCGACUUCAAGCCAACGUACCGCGGCAAGGCGAAGCCCGAUGCCGAUCCUUUGGACUUGACUGGCAUCAAGCUGUUAAGCAUCAUGAUGAGAAGGCAGGUUUGACCUUGAAGUGGCCUACAUUGCCGCCACGCCAUCCAACCCAGAGAGCAUAGCCUCUGCUCCUCCUCCGAGGGAUGGCUCAAGAUCCAGCACCCUGGCCUCCCCACAAGCACAAGCGGGCCAAGACGUCACCUGGCUGGGAUGGGUUCGAGGUUGGCUUCGGGGAGUGUUGUGAGCCAAACCCUACCAUGUUUAAACGUAACUUCAUUUUUGGCUUUCACGCCUAGAAAAAGACAGCACAUUUUCGGCUGCGUACAAAUGAAACGAGAAAAGCAUGCCGAGUAAUACUCGCCUAGCGAUGUCCUUGUCGUCCUGUACGAGUAAUCAGUAUAAUUCGCGGGAACGUCUGCACCGCGUCAACUAGCAACCAGGGCAGCUCGGGGACCUUUACGAGGCUAACUAGGUCCUCGAAUCGGGUGGGUGGGUGCAGGUGCCUUUGCGAAUCUGAGCCAACCUUGAGAA
Molecule: messenger RNA, 1367 nt
Organism: Microdochium trichocladiopsis
Lineage: Eukaryota; Fungi; Ascomycota; Sordariomycetes; Xylariales; Microdochiaceae
Product: complex I intermediate-associated protein 30
Exons: 4
Coding region: 384-908 (174 amino acids)
Biological process (GO): NADH dehydrogenase complex assembly
Source: RefSeq, a predicted model, not a curated record